AUGAGUCAGGAUGAAAAAAAACUUUCUGUGGCUACUGUUGCUGGAACGAGCAUCAAUUUUCUGAAAAUGGAUCAGUCGUUAAAUAUUUACCCGAAAUGCUGUCAGAACCAUACUCAUUCCGCGAUUCCGCAAAUAUAUACAAGCGAUGAUAUCAUUAAAUGCGUAACACCGAAUUCUCAAGACAAGGCUUUUUUAUUCUAUUACCCUAACGUUGAUGACGUUCAUGCAAAUCUUCCUAAAAGCGAGGAUUUAACUUUAAAAUCCGAAAGACCAGGAAGCCCACACUUUGCACCCCAACCAAAAUGUCUGCCUGGAGAGUACAACACUGAUGAAGUUAGGAAACCACCUGGUAAAUAUUUUUUAUUUUUGCUUUAUUUUUAUAAAGUAACGACAAGAGGGCAACAUCCGGGAUUUAUUCUUCUGAGCGUCAAACACGAAAAGAUAAACGACACUUUACCUUCUGUCCGUGUAGUCACCGGAGGCCAUAAAACAACCAGUUUGCCUCUGCGAAAGAUUUCGCGUAAACGUUUUAGGAAGGUGACACUGACCCCACGCAAUUCGGAAAAUAUACAUCUUGAGGAUGUCGGCCCUCUCUCCACAGAAGAUGCGUUAAUCUUUGACCCAAGCAUGAAGGAGAAGUCUUCAACUCAUUCCCGAUUUAGAGUGACUCGAAUUGCCGAUUCAAGUAGUUGGUGGAUUCCUAGAAGCCCUACAAUGAAUAUUUGUGUUCAUGAUUUAAAGACCUCUUCUAUUCCGGAUUUUGUGGCAAAACAGUGUCAUAAGAUAACAUCUAGUCUGUCAAGCGCCACACCAAAUUACAACGAAUGCAGCAGGGAUUUCUGGAAUUGUUUGGAACCAGAUUACCUUCAAAAUGUAAAGAAAGUCCUCAAGUUUUCUGCCACAAUGAUAUGCAAAAACUUUCCUGACAUAUUUUUCUCGGACAAUUUAUUUAUGGUUGAAGGCAGCAAAUGCCAAGCUUUGCAUUUGUUAAUGCUAAAACUGGAUUUCUUCUUGAACCAAAUAGAACUUCCCUUUUUUAUUUUUCAAUGGGACGAUGUUUUACUUAUCUAG
Molecule: messenger RNA, 1071 nt
Organism: Echinococcus granulosus
Lineage: Eukaryota; Metazoa; Platyhelminthes; Cestoda; Cyclophyllidea; Taeniidae
Exons: 2
Coding region: 1-1071 (356 amino acids)
Source: RefSeq, a predicted model, not a curated record